AUGAUAGAGCUCAUCGUGACCUCGCCAGAUGGAGCACAAGGUGCAACGAUAGACUGGGAAGCGGCGUUCAGAAACUGCCCUAUACGUCCAGAGGAUUGGAGAUACGGAGUAGUCGAAUGGAACGGGAAAUUCUGGAUCGACAAGGCGGCAAAGUUUGGCGCAAAAUCAUCCGUUGGCAUAUUCGAACUACCGAACAGAGCGUUCGUAGAAAUCUGCACACGGAAAGAGCUCGGAACGAUCAUAUACUGGGUAGACGACCUGAUGAUCCGACGACUUCCAGUACGGAGAGACGGGGAGGAAUGGAUAUAUGGAAUGGGAAUAGCGAAAAUAUUGGAGCUUGGGGAGGAGCUGGGAAUCCCCUUUCCGCCGGACAAGGUGCGCGACUUCGCCAACAUCACGACGUACGUCGGCUGUGACUGGCAUUGGCAAGAACGUGCAGUCAGUGUCAGCGAGUCAAAGCGGAAGAAGAACCUAGCACUGGUACAGGAGGUGUUGGAAGAAGGAAGGAAGACGUCCGGGGAAAGGCUGCAGUCAUUAUGCGGGAAGCUGGCGCACCUAGGAAUGAUAAUUCCUGAAGGACGAACGCACACGAGAGCUUUAUGGGCGACGGUAGCGAAAAUGGGCCUACCGAACCAGCACUCGAAGUAUAUCAAGUGGAACAUGCCGGAGAAGGCGAAGUGCGACCUCAGAUGGUGGAAGGAAACGCUCGAGAAGCCGGAGAUAAAGAUUCAGCUAUGUACACAACGCGAACCAAACUGCAAGUACCGGAUCUACACAGACGCGUCGACGGGAUGGGGACUGGGCGUCGUGAUCGAUGAUGAAUACGACAAAUUCAGGUUGGAAAGUGACUGGAGAACGAGGGAGGGCGAUGGCGCAGAACGAGAGAUUGGAUGGGCAGAAUUUGCGGCGGUCGAGCUAGCAGUCGAGUUCAUACUGCAACGGCCAGAAGCGGAAAGGACGCACAUAGAGAUUUGCACAGAUAACCAGGGCGUAAUUGGCGGCUGGAAGAAGCGGUUAUCGAGAAACGAGGCGCAAAACGAGGUUCUCGGGCGAAUUCUACGCCGGCUAGUGCGAGCAGAGGCAUACCUGACACUGACAUAUGUGCGGUCGGAAGAAAACCCAGCCGACGGGCCAUCGAGGGGGCUAGAGCCGCCCGGAUACACUCAGAGGAAGCUGGGGAGAUUCCCAAGGUCAUUGGUCGGUUAUGUACGAAGAGCCUAG
Messenger RNA from Serendipita indica DSM 11827, 1221 nucleotides. Lineage: Eukaryota; Fungi; Basidiomycota; Agaricomycetes; Sebacinales; Serendipitaceae. The record is from the annotation of a GenBank genome assembly.